Molecule: messenger RNA, 26532 nt
Organism: Loxodonta africana (African savanna elephant)
Lineage: Eukaryota; Metazoa; Chordata; Mammalia; Proboscidea; Elephantidae
Product: ATP synthase membrane subunit 6.8PL-like
Exons: 1
Coding region: 22079-22261 (60 amino acids)
Cellular component (GO): mitochondrion
Source: RefSeq, a predicted model, not a curated record
ACAGCGGCCCUGGGCCUGGGCAGCACCGAGGGUCCUCGGGGGUGGGACCCCGCGGAGCGCGCGUCGGGCACAGCAGAUCGCGGAGCUCGGAUCCCAGACUCGGCUUGGGGUCCUUUUGCGGAGUGGUAUUACCCGGGCGCAGGAAGGAGAGCGCGGGGCUGCGCAUGGCCGCUGGCCGGGGGACUAUUGGGGGUUCCCUUCCCCACUUCCGCGAAGCCUUCCUGGAUGUGAAGAUGUCGCGAUCCGGCAAAGCUUUCUCUAGGAGGCAGCUCCUCUGAGCGCAACUUAGGCUCUUCACUGUCUUUUAAAAUUUGUUAUUUUUUUUUGGGGGGGGGGUGUCAAGACAAAGCCAUAGGGUUUACCUCCUAGGAGAUUUAAAUCCCUUCUUGAAAGUUAAACUCAUUAGCAGAAAAGUCUCUUGACUCACGCAGUGAACCAGCUCUUUAGCCAGUAGAUUUUGGAAGGUGCGUUCCGAAAUGAUGGGCUUGUUGCCUGCUCCAAGCCUGGGCAUUGGUGGGGCAGAGGAAGAGGGUAAAAAGGAGGCCAUCUUGGCAGGGACACAGCUGGUUGGGGGCGAAGAGGAGAGUAAGCUCCUUUGGUUGAAAUCAAAGGUUUGUUUAGAGGAGUUCAGGAACCUGGAGCAUGGUUGUGUUUGGAGGACGUUGAGUGACAGGGUUGGGACUUCGUGGUUAGUUUUAGUGCUUUUCGAGUAAGCGGUGGUCAGGAGCAGUGUAUCUGGAAAAAUCAUCUGACAGUGAUGUGUAGAAUGGAUUGGAGGGGGUCUGGACCAGAAUGAGAGAUACAGUUUAACUCAGGGAUUGCCAAAAGGUGACCUACACAUGUUUUAUUUGGCCCACGUUGCUGUAAACAUUAGAAGAUUUCCUCUACCCGUCUGAAUCUCUUGCUUAUCUUGGGUAAUGGGAAAAUCAGCCAUCACUCCCCACUUGAUUGAUGAUUGCCUGGAGCCUUGCACCAGGCCCGCAGCACCUGCUAUGGAGCCUGUAGUUUUCGAUUACUAGAGGAAAGAGGCAUUAGCCCUUAGGAGGGAGGAAAGCACAAGACAGGCUGUCUGUCAGUGGAACAGUUACGCUCAGAGGAAUGUUGACAGGAGUAGGGAAAUGUGUGGGUGCACUGGCAGGGGCUUGUUUGAGGUUAAAGAUAAUGGGGUUGUAACAAUUUAGUUGUUGCUGUUAACAGUGGGCCAUCUAAGGAGACCUGCGCAUAUUGAUUCUUAGAAUUAUAGAGGAUUUUGGACCGGGGAUGAGGAUUUAGGAGUCACCUGCAGACACUAGAUUGGUCUGUGUAGCUCAGUUUAAGAUUUUGGGUGAGAGAUCAUACUUAAUGUUAACGGAACUUUGUGGGCCUAAACCCAUUGCUGUUGAUAGCAACACUAUAGGACAGAGAACUGCCCCAUAGGGUUUCCAAGGAACGGCUGGUGGAUUCGAACUGCCAAGCUUUUGGUUAGCAGCUGAAUGCUUAACCACAGUGCCACCAGGGCUUCUUGUGGGCCUAAAACAAAAAAAAAACCAAACCCAGUGCCGUUGAGUUGAUUCCGACUCAUAGCGACCCUAUAGGACAGAGUAGAAUCGCCCCCUAGAGUUUCCAAGGAGCGCCUGGUGGAUUCAAACUGCCGACCCGUUGGCUAGCAGCCGUAGCACUUAACCGCUAGGCCACCAGGGUUUCCCUCUUGUGGGCCUAGAGGGUGUGAGACCUCCCCCCCCUCAAAAAAAAAAUCCAGACCUGUUGCUGUGCUGUCCAUUCCGACUCAUGGCAACCCCAUGUGUUAAAGAGCAGAACUGUUCCAUAGGGUUUCCUUGGCUGAAGUCUUUAAGGAAGCAGAUGUAGUUAAACACAGACUGUGCCACCCAGGGACAUAAAAACUACACUUACUAAUGGUUAAAAAAGAAAACCAUGGGGGGUACUCCUUGGAUCCUUCUACAGAUAUAAACUGCCAGUUAAUUAUUAAAUACUUUAUCACCCCAUGUUUUAGGUACAGAAGAUUUGAGGAGCUCUGCUUGUUACAACUGCACUUACCCCACUUACACAAUGCAGAAUGCCUGGGGCCGUGAGGUUCAUUAGUUCAAUGUGGUUUCCUGAAACACAGCAGCUACUGCGUUUUAUUAAAACCCUAAUGUAGUCCAUUAGCCCAAAACAAGGCAGUCACCCUGCCUACCCAUCACUCAGCAUUUCUAAAUUAUCAUGGAUAAAUUUUAAUAAGGACACAUUUUAAGAACUGUGAAGUGGAGUAUUCACCUUUGACAUGUAUAGAGAAGACUUUUUCAAAAUCCUGAUUUAUUCUGUUUUGUAGUUUGGAGAAAAACUUACUUCCAUGAUUCUGGCUUGUAGUAGGAUCCAAAGAAAUUAGCAAUAAUAAAACAAGGCUGUCUUCUCAGGGAAGUGAAUUGUGGAAUGGGACUGACUUUUUUAUUUCAGAGCGAAGGAAUUCAGAGGACAAUUUCAGGUCAGUUCUUUAAAAGAACUGGAACAAAUUAGAAAGAUUCAUUAAAAUGUUACAGUUGCUUAACUGCCGUGGCUAACUUGUCUGGUAAAUAAAGCAGACAAUUAUUAGUUUCAAAAUAAUCCACAGAAUGUUUAUUAUAAAAGUCCAAGUAUUUUAUUAUAUUUAGCAUCUUAGAAUGGAAUUUUCAAAGCCAAUUGCUAAUAAAGGAAAUGUUGUCCUCUGGGAACAGUGCUUAUAAUUUUAGAGUCCCAAAGCAGCAUAGUUGCCAAACUAAGAAAUUUGAAAUUUAAGCAUUGGGAAUGGUUCCGCCCAACCAUGUUUUUCUGAUGGAGAUUAGGAAGGAAAAGGCUGAGGCUGGGGCCUAGAGGUUGGCAUCUUAAACCCUACUGUUGGGUUUCUCUUUCAGGAGACUUUGUUUUGGAGGUGAGAGUGAAGGUUCCAGGGUUUUCUGCUUUACUUAGGUGCCGAAGUGCUAUUUAAAUUAGAGCGUUACAUGUUUCAGACAUCCUUUCUAGAUAGAAGAAACAGAAUAAAGAGGAAGCAGUGACAUCUUUUAGAAAGGUGAGUUUACAUUUUAACUGAAGAGUGGUUAAGAACAGGGGCUUUAAAAGUCAGCUAGAUCCAUCUUUAACCUGGGCCUUGCCACUUAAUCACCUCUGAGCAAAUCGCUAGUACUUGUAUAAGCCUCAGUUUGCCCAUCCCUAAAAUGAUGGAGAGAAAACAGCAUCUGCUUCGUAGAAUAUUUGUGUGAAUUCAAUGAGUAUGUUUAUUAUGGGCUUUGCACAUUGUAAUGAUUCAAAUGUAAGAUUCUGGCAUUACAGAUUAAAAUGUAUUUUUAUGUGAAAAAAAUUUUGAUGUUCACCUUUCACUCUUUUUUUUUAAAUCAGAAAAAUAUUGUGUUUUUGUGAAAGUUUACCUAGCAAAUUAGGUUCUCAUUUAACAAUUUCUAUACAUACUGUUUGGUGCCAUUGGGUAUGUUUUCCAUAAUAUAUCAGCUUUCUCAUUAUUUCCAUUCUGGUUGUUCUGUUUCCCUUAAUCUAGCUUCAGUGUCCCCUCUUACCUUCUCAUCUUUGGUCUAGGGGAAAUGUUUACUGUUUGGUGUCAUAUGGAUGAUUAGAGGAGCACAGUACUCACAGGUGAUUUUAUUUAUGAGUCCAUUUGUCCUUUGGCUGAAAGGUGACCUCUGGGAGUGGUUUGAGUUCCAAGUUCAAAGAGUAUUUUGGGACAAUAGUCUCGGAGUUUCUCUAGCCUCUGCCAGUCCAGUAAGACUGGCCUUUUUUAGGAACUUGAGUUUUUUUUUUUUAAUUGUAUUUUAGAUGAAGGUUUACAGAGGAAACUAGUUUCUCAUUUAACAGUUAAUACAUAUAUUGUUUUGUGACAUUGGUUCCCAACCUCAUGACAUGUCAACACUCUCCCUUUCUUGACCUUGGGUCCCCCCAUUGUCAGCUUUCCUGCCCCCUCCUGCCUUCUCAUCUUUGCCCCUGAACUGGUGUGCCUGUUUAGUCUUGCUUUGUUUUAUGGGCCUGUCUUAACUUUGGCUGAAGGGUGAAACUGAGGAGUGACUUCAUUACUGAACCAAAAUGGUGUCCAGGGGCCAUACUCUCGGGGUUUCUCCAGCUUCUGUCAGACCAGUAAGUCUGGUCAUUUGUGUGUGUGUGUGUGUGUGUAUGUCAGUUAGAAUUUUGUUCUGCAUUUUUCUCUGUCUCUGUCUGGGACCCUCUAUUGUGAUCCCUGUCAGAGCAGUUGGUGGUAGUAGCCAGGCACCAUCUAGUUGUGCUGGACUCAGUCUGGUGGAGGCUGUGGUAGUUGUGGUCCAUUAGUCCUUUGGACUAAUCUUCCCAUUGUGUCUUUGGUUUUCUUCAUUCUCCUUUGCUCCCGACAGGGUGAGACCAGUAGAGUAUAUUAUAUGGUCGUUCCCAAGUUUUUACAAUCCCAGAUGCCACUCACCAAAGUAGAAUGUAGAACAUUUUCUUUAUAAACUGUGUUAAGUCUAUUGAGCUAGACAUUUCCUGAUACUGUGGUUCCCAGAGCCCUCAGCUCAGUAAUUUGGUCCCUCAGGGAGUUUGGAUUAGGAAUUUGAGUUUUGUUCUACAUUUUUCUCCCAUUCCAUCCAGGCCCAUCUGUUGAGUCCCUGGUCGGAAUGGUUGGUAGUAGUACCUGGGCACCAUCUAGUUCUUUUGGUCUCAAGGUAGGUAAGGCUGUGACUCAUAUGAGCUAUUAGUUCUGUGGGCUAGUUUCUUCUCUGAGUCUUUGGUUUCUCUCAUUCUCUUUUGCUCUGGAGGAGUGGAGACACAAGCUUUUAAGACCCUAGAUGCUGCUCACCAACCUAGGAUAUAGUACAUUAUCUUUAUGAAGUAUGUUAUGCUGGUUGACCGAAUUGCCCCAUGGGACUAUGGUCCCAAGAUUUCAAAUCCAGUAAUCCAGUCCUGUGAGGUGUUUGCUUAUGUCUAGGAAGUAUCUGUAAUUGUGCUCCCUGUGUGGUUUAUUGGAAACCCUGGUGGCGUAGUGGUUAAAUGCUACAGCUGCUAACCAAAGGGUUGGCAGUUCAAAUCCACCAGGUGCUCUUUGGAAACUCUAUGGGGCAGUUCUACUCUGUCUUAUAGGGUCGCUAUGAGUUGGAAUCGACUCGACGGCUCUGGGUUUGGUUUGGUAUUUAUGGGAUUUAUUACAUAUAUAAAUAUAUACAAAGCACACAUAAACAUGUAUAUACAUGUGCCUGUAGAUACAGCGGAAACCCUGGUGUCCUAGUGGUUGAGUGCUAUGGCUGCUAACCAAAGGGUCGGCAGUUCUAAUCCGCUAGGUGCUCCUUGGAAACUCUAUGGGGCAGUUCUGUUCUGUCCUAUAGGGUUGCUAUGAGUCGGAGUCGACUCAAUGGCACUGGGUUUGGGUAUAGAUACACCUGUACAUGCACACCCAUAUACUCAUAUGUGCCUUCCCAUGUACAUAUAUGCAUACAUACCUACCUGUGUAACCCCACAGAUAUUCAUGUCACAUGCUUUGUACGUGUUAUCAGUGGGGACCAGUCCCUGGAGAAGGACAUCAUGCUUGGUAAAGUAGAGGGUUAGUGAAAAAGAGGAAGUCUCUCAACAAGAUGGAUUGACAUGGUGGCAGCAACAGUGGGCCCAGCAGUGGGCCCAAACAUAGCAAUGAUUAUGAAGAUGGUGCCGGACCAGGUAGGGUUUUGUUCUGUCGUACAUAGGGUCACUAUGAGUCAGCACUGACUCGACAGCACUUAACAACAGCAACAGUUGUCGUGGUAAAAUUGUACAGCAUUUACAAAAUUGUCCCUCAUUCUUGCGUACUUUUUAGUGUCUUAAUUUACAUUGGACAGUUUGUGCGGGCUUCACCCAUAUUGCGUAUUGCCUUUCCCAUCACCCAAAAUAACAAGUGUCUACUGUGUUUUUUUUUUUUGUGUGUGUAGAAAGUGAUUCCCCCUACCACCCCCUCCCAUCCCUGGUAACCAUCAAAGAACAUUGCUGUGUGUAUGUGUAUUCUUGACUUUUUAUAAAAGUGAGACCGUACAAUAUUUGUCCUUUUGUGAUUGACUUAUUUCACUCAGUGUAAUGUUCUCCAGAUUUUUCUGUGUAAUAGAUGUUUUACAGACUCCUUAUUAUCCUUUAUAGUUGCGUAGUAUUCCAUUGUACAUAUGUACCACAGCCUGUUUAUCCAUUCAUCCGUUGAUGGGCACUUAGGUUGUUUCCAUCUUUUUGCUGUUGUGAAUAAUGCUACAGUGAAGAUAGGUGUGCAUGUGUGUAUUCAUGUUACUGCUCUUAUAUCUGCAGGAUACAUACCUAGGAGUGGGAUUGCUGGAUCAUAUGGCAUUUCUAUUUCUAGCUUUUUGAGGAAACGCCAUACUGUUUCCAUAGUGGUUGUACCAUCUUACAGUCCCACCAGCAACGUAUAAGAGUUUUAAAGCCCCCACAACCUCGCCAGCCUUUGUCGUUUUGUUUUUUUUUAAUCAUUGCCGCUUUUGCAGGUGUGAGAUGGUAUGUCAUUGUAGUUUCGAUUUGCAUCUCUCUAAUGGCUAAUGAUGGAGAGCAUCUUUUCAUGUAUUUAUUUGGAAGACUGAGUGUCCUCUUUGAUGAAGUGCCUAUUUAUGUCCUUUGCCCAUUUUUUGAUUUGAUUGCUUGUCUUUUUGUGUUGAGUAGUUGAAGUUUUCUGUAUAUUUUAGAGAUUAGGCCCUUAUCAGAUAAUGUCCUUGCCAAAGAUUUUGUCCCAGUUGUUAAGUUCUGUUUUUGCUUUCUUGGUAAUGUCUUGUGAUAAGCAUACAUAUUUAAUUUUUAAUUUAUCUUCUGUUGCUUGUGCAUUUUUAGUUUUGUUUGAAAGACUAUGCUGAAAAUUAGGUCGCCCAGUUUUGAUCCUGUGUUAUCUUCCAGGAAUUUUAUAGUUUUAGCUUUUAACGUUUAGGUCUUUGGUCCAUUCUGAGUUAGUUUCGUGCAUAGUGUGAGGUGUGGGUCCUGUUUCAUUUUUCUGCAUGUGGGUAUGCAGUUUUGCCAGCACCAUUUGUUAAAGAGACUUGUUUCUUCCCUCGUUGAAUGGACUCUGAUCCUUUGUCGAAGAUCAGCUGCCCAUAGAUGGAUGGAUUUACUUCUGGGUUCUCAAUUCCAUUCCAUUGGUCUGUGUGUCUGUCAUUGAACCAGUACCAGGUUAUUUUGAUUACCGUAGCUUUAUAGUAAGUUUUGAGAUCGGGAUGGUCUUCUCCUUCAAUAUUGCUUUAGCUAUUUGGGGCUCCCUUCCUUUCCAUAUAAAACUGGGGGUUAGUUUUUCUAUUUCAUUAAAGACUGUUGUUGGGAUUUGGUAGUAUCGACGUUUUCACAGUGUUAGGACUUCCAGUCCAUGAGCAUGGAAUGUUUUUUCAUUUUUGUAGAUCUCUUAGUUUCUUGCAGUAGUGUUUUAUAGUUGUCCUUAUAUAAAUCUUUUAUGUUCCUGUUUAGGUUUAUUCCUAGGUUUUUUUUCCUUUCGAGGGCUAUUGUAAAUGGUAUUGAUUUCUUGAUUUCCUUUUCAGAAUCCUCCUUGUUAGUGUAGAGAAACCCAACUGAUUUUCGUGUGUUGAUCUUGUACCGUGCCACUUUGCUGAAUCCUUCUAUUAGUUCCAGUAACUUUCUGGUGGAGUCUCUGGGAUUUUCUAUGAAUAGGAAGGAUGAUGUCACCUGCGAAUAAGGAUAGUUUUAUUUCUUUCCAGUUUGGAUGCCUCUUAUUCCCCUUUCUUGCCUUAUUGCUCUGGCUAGGACUUCUAGUAUGAUAUUGAGUAAUAGUGGUGAUAAAGGACAUCCUUGUCUUGUUCCCAUUCUUAAGGAGGAUGCUCUCAGUCUCUCCACUGAGAAUAAUGUUGCCUGUUGGUUAUAUAUAUACAUAUACCCUUACUUAUGUUGAGGAGUUUCCCUUCUCUUUCUACUUGGCUGAGAGUUUUUAUUAGGAAGCGGUUCUGAAUUUUAUCCAGUGCCUUGUCUGUGUCAAUUGAAGUGAUCAUGUGAUUUUUUUUCCCUUCGUUUCAUUUAUGUGGUGAAUUACAGUGAUUGAUUUUCUGAACCAUCCUUGCAUCCUGGGAAUAAAUCUCACUUGAUCGUGUUGUAUUAUUUUUUUGACAUGCUGUUGAAUUCUGUUUGCUGGAGUUUUGUUGAGAAUUUUUGCAUUUAUAUUCAUGAGGGAUAUUGGUCUGUAAUUUUCUUCUUUAGCAGUGUCUUUGCUCAACUUUGGUAUCAAGAUUAUGCUGGCUUCAUAGAAUGAAUUAGGGGUGUUCCUUCCUUUUCUAUGUUCUGGAAUAGUUUGAGUAGAAUUGAUGUCAUCUCUUCCCCCUGAAUGUUUGGUAGAUCUCUCCUGUGAAGCCAUCUGGGCAUGGGCUUUUUUUUUUUUUUAAAAAAAAACAGUUCAAUUUCUUCUUUGGUUAUUGUUCUGUUCAAAUUUUCUACCUGUAUUUGUAUUAGUUUAGGUAGGUAGUGUGCUUUCUAGAAAUUUGUCCAUUUCUUCUAGGUUUUCAAAUUUGCAGGGUACAAUUUUUCAUAAUACUGUAAUUAUGAUCCUUUUUAUCUCAGUUGGUUUUGUUGUAAUGUCACCCAUCUCAUCUUAUUUUGAUUAUUUGCAUCUUAUUUUUUUCCUUUGUCAAUUUGGCCAGUGGUUUGUCAGUUUUUUUUUUUUAAUUGUGCUUUAGGUGAAAGCUUAUAUAGCAAAUUAGUUUCCAUUUGAUAGUUUGUAUAUAAAGUGUUUCAUGACCUUAGUUUCGUUCCCCACUAUGUGUCUGCACUCUUGCUAUUCUCCAUUUUCUUUUGUCCUGGUUUUCUACCCCAUCCUGCCUUCUCAUCUUUGCUUUUGGGUAGAUAAUGCUGUUUUGAUCUUGUGUAAUUGAUUGUUCCAAGGAGUACGACCGUCUUGGGUGUUAUUGUUUAUCUUAUGUACUUGUGUAUUUUUUAGCUGAGAGGUUGUCUCCGGGAAUGGGUUCAUUUCCAGGUCAGAAGGAUGUCUUAGGGCCAUAGUCUUGGGGGUUCCUACUGUCUCUGUCAGACCAGCAAGUUUGGUCUUUUUUGAGAAUUUGCUUUUUUUUUUUUUCCUACAAUUUUCUCCCACUCUGUCCAGGACCCUCUAGUGUGGUCUUAGUCAGAGCAGUUGGUAGUGGUAGCCGGGCACCAUCUAGUACUUCUGGUCUCAGGGUUGUGUAGGCUGUGGUUCAUGUGGUCCAUUAGUCCUUUGGACUAAUUGCUCCUUUGAGCCUUUGAUCUCCUUCACUCUCUCUUGCUCUGGAUGGAAAGAGACCAAUAGUUGUAUCAUGGACGGCUGCUUGCAAACUUUUAAGACCCCAGAUGCUACCAAAGUAGGAUACAGAGCGUUGUCUUUAUGUACUAUGUUGUGCCAAUUGACAUAGAUGUCACCUGAGUCUGUGGUCUUUUGUCUUCUAGCCUAGGAACUUCAUCCCGCAAGGUAUUUGGUUAUGUCUAAGAGUUUCCCUGACUAUACCCCUUGUGUGCUUUAUAUGAGCUGCACCUACAGUCCUGUAUGUAGAAAUAUCCACCACCAAAUGUAUAUUUGCCAGUGAGCAUAUUCCCUUAUAUCCUCACGUACCUGUUGGUGUAUCUAGCUAUUUGUCUAUUCAUAAAUUAUUGUUUAAUAUUAUUGCUGCAGGAUUGUCUGUGUUAUAGUAGUUACCUUAAAAUUACUCUUUAUUCUUACAUUCCUCUCAGCAUCCUCUCUUGCCUAUAUAAUGUAUUGCCUUUCCUCUCACUAGUAUUAACUUGUGUGUGUUCUGUCUAAUUGGUGAUUCUUCCUCCCUCCCCCAGUAACCAUCAAAGAAUCUUUUUUCUUUUCCUGUGUGUAAACCGUAUUUAUUUUUUAUUGUGCUUUAAGUGAAAGUUUACAAAUCAAGUCAGUCUCUCAUACGAAAACUUAAACACACCUUGCUAUGUACUCGUGGCUGCCCUCCUCCUAAUGAGACAGCACACUCCUCCUCUCCAGCCUGUAUUGCCUGUGUCCAUUCAACCAGUUCCUAUCCUCCUCUGCAUUCUUAUCCCACCUCCAAACAGGAGUUGCCUACAUAGUCUCAUGUGUCUACUUGAGCCAAGAAGCUCGCUCCUCACCAGUAUCAUUUUCUGUCUUAUAGUCCAGUCCAAUCCCUGUCUGAAGGGUUGGCUUUGGAAAUGGUUCCAGUCUUGGGCUAACAAAGGGUCCAGGGACCAUGACCUCCGGAGUCCCUCUAGUCUCAGUCAGACUAUUAAGCCUGGUCUUUUUAUGAGAAUUUGAGGUCUGCAUCCCACUGUUCUCCAGCUCCAUUAGGGGUUCUCUGCCUGUGUAUAAACCUUUUGUUGUUACUUUAUAGUAGUGGUCUCAUACAAUAUUUGUCCUUUUGUGACUGACUUAUUUCAGUCAGCAUAGUAUCCUCCAAAAUCAUGUUGUGAGGUGUUCUAGGAUUUGUCAUUAUUUUUUAUCGUUGUGUAGUAUCCCAUUGUGUGUAUUUACCACAGUUUGUUAAUCUGUUCAUCUGUUGAUGGGCAUUUAGGUUGUUUCCAUCUCUCUUAGUUAUCUAGUGCUGCUGUAACAGAAAUACCACGAGUGGAUGGCUUCAGCAAACAGAAGUUUAUUUUCUUACAGUAGUAGGCUGGAAGUCUGAAUUCAGGGUGCCAGCUCCAGGAAAAGGUUCUCUCUCUCUGUCAGCUCUGGAGGAAGUUCCUUGUCAUCAAUUUUCCUCUGGUUUAGGAGUUUCUUGGCACAGAAACCUGGGGUCUAAAGGAUGUGGUGUGCUCCUGGUGCUGCUUUCUUGGUUGUAUGAGGUCCCCUUGUCUCUCUGCUCCCUUCUCUCUUUUAUAUCUCAAAAGAGAUUAGUUUAAGACACAGUCUAAUUUUAUAGAUUGAGUCCUGCCUUCUUAACAUAACUACCACUAAUCCUAUCUCACUAACAUCAUAGACAUAGGAUUUACAACACAUGGGAAAAUCACAUCAUAUGACAAAAUGAUGGACAGCCACACAAUACUGGGAAUCACGCCCUAGCCAAAUUGAUACACAUAUUUUUGGGAUACACAAUUCAAUCCAUGACACCAUCUUUUUGCUAUUGUGAGUAACACUACAAUGAGCAUGGGCGUGCGUAUGUCUAUUGGUAUCAUGGGUCUUACUUCUUUAGGGUAUAUACCAAGGAGUGGAAUUGUUGGAUCAUAUGAUAUUUCUAUUUCUAGCUUUUUGAGGAAGCACCAUACCGUUUUCCAAAGUGGUUGUACCAACAGUAUAAGAGUUCCAGUCUCCCCACAACCUUAUCAACAUUUGUUGUUUUCUGGUUAGUGCCAGUAGUGUCAGGGUGAGAUGGUAUCUCACUGUAGUUUUGAUUUGCAUGUCUCUAGUAGCUAAUGAUUGCAAGCAUUUUUUCAAAUGUAUGUUAGCUACCUGAAUAUCUUUGGUGAAGCGUCUGUUUGUAUCCGUUGCCUGUUACUUAGUUGGAUUGUUUCUUUUUAUUGUGGAGGUGUUGAAGUUUUAUAUAAAUUUUAGAGAUAGUCGGAUAUUGUCAUAGCCAAUUUUUUUUUGUAGCCAAUUUUUUUCCCCCAGUCUGCAGUUUCUCUUUUGACUCUUUUGGAGAAGUCUUUUGUUGAGCAUAAGUUUUUAAUUUUUAGGAGGCCCAUUUAUCUAGUUCAUCUUGUGCUGCGUGUGCAUUUUUAGUCGUGUUUCGUAUACUAUGUCGUAUAUUAGGGCCCCCAGCAUUGUCCCUGUUUUUUCCUCCAUGAUCUUGAUAGUGUUAGGUUUUAUAUUUAGGUCUUUGAUCCAGUUUGAGUUAGUAUUCGUUUACGGUGUGAGGUAAGGGUCCUGGUUUUUUUUUUUACAGGGGGACAUCCAGUUUUGCCCGCAGGGCUUAUUGAAGAGACUGUCUCUUGCCCCAUUUAAUGGUCUUUGGCCCUUUGUUGAUCCAGCCCACAAAAACCCAGUGCUGUCAGCUAACCAUAAAAAAGCCCACAAAAACAAACCUGGUGCCUUCGAGUUGAUUCUGACUCAGCAACCCUAUAGGGCAGAGUAGAACUGACCCAUAGAGUUUCCAAGGAGUGCUUGGUUGAUUUGAACUGCCAACCUUUUGGUUAGCAAACGUAGCUCUUAACCACAACACCACCAGGGUUUCCAGUUGACCAUAGGUGGAUGGAUUUAUGUCUGGGUUCUCAAUUCUGUUUCACUGGUCUGUGUGUCUGUUGUACUAGUACCAGGCUGUUGUGACUACUGUGGCUGUAUAGUAUGUUCUGGGAGCAGAUGUUGUGAGGCUGCAUGGGGAUGGCCUGGGGUAGGCAUAAGCCUCUGGUUGCAGGUCUGACAGUGCAGGAGUGUGUACUGCGGAUCAUGGGUGUGGGGGUGGAAGGGCUCACCCCUGGUCACUGGGUGGGUGGGGGGAGGAGGGAAUGUGCUUCCCUAGUCUCUGCUGUGGUGCUGUUGCACUCCCUGCAGAGUGCAGCCAACGAUCAGAACCUGACCUUGACCAAAUGCUAGGAGUGGGGGGCUGUAUAGAGUCUCGUUGAGUGGGGGAUCUGUAGCCACCACUCCAAGGAUCCUCCACUCUGCCUGCGCCACCCACCCAAAUCAUCAGGGACUGCUGCUGGUGAGUAAUUCUGUCCCUGUUUUCUGGCUCCCUCCCUGCUUUUGGUCCCUGGGAUCCCUAGGGCUCUUGCCUGCCUUCCUGCACUUUUCCUCCUCAGAUCCAGUACAUGUUCUCACCUUGCUUUGCUCCGGUUUGUUUACAGAGUAUCUCUGUCUCCUGUUGGGGAUUCCAGAGGGGAAGUUGCCUUCCUGUGGUCCUUGCCUGAGAAAGCUGCUUGCUUUCUUUCAAGAUGGCCGCGCUGAGCUGAGUCAGCUGGUAGGGUGCUUAACAGUUGCUAAGUCUCCUUGUUUACAGUUUUCAUUCAGUUUCUCCAUUCUUCGGUGUUCAAUCUAGUCCUUCAUCUUUCCGUUUGCUGUUCUGGGUACCCAAAUUGUCAACUGUAUCUGUUUUACUUGGUUUCUCAGUUCUUUGCUGCAGGGGGAUGACAAGAUAUGUGUGAUUAAGCUGCCAUUUUGGGCUGUCAUAAUUUAAAGAGUUACCUUUUAAAUAUCUUGUAAAGAGUUAUUUAAUCUCAAUGGAGCUUAAACCCGUUGCCACCUAGUGGAUUCUGACUCAUAGUGACUCUAUAGGACAGAGUAGAACUGCCCCAUAGUGUUUUCAGGGAACGCCUGGUAGAUUCGAACUGCUGACCUUUUGGUUAGCAGCUGUAGCUCUUAACGAUUACACCACCAGGGUUUCCCACUGGAGCUUAGAGGUGGCUAUUUGAUAGAAGAGGAUACCCAGAGAGUUUAAGUUAUUUGCUGAAGGUCACACAACUGGUUAGUUGCAGAAUGGUUAAUAGUAUGAAGGCCUUCUAAUUUCUGUGUUUUGCUCAUUAUGUUACACAAUGCUGUGUUCAAGGGUACAGAAUUAAAGACUUUAAUAACUUUACAUUGAUUAAUUUCAGUAGAAAAAAUGACCAAAUAUCACUCUUAGUUGUCUAGGGCUGCUGUAACAGAAAUAUCAUAAGUGAGUGGCUUGCUUUAACAAACAGACAUUUAUUUUCUCACAGUUUAAGAGACUAGAAGUCUGAAUUCAGGGUGCUGGCUCUGGGGAAGGCUUUCUGUCUCGUUCAGCUCUGACUGUGGUUUAGUUUGAAGCCCAUCUCUGAGAGAGUGGCUGCUCAGACAUCCUUGAAAGGAACUCUCAGCUUGGUGCUGGGAGACCAGAAGUCUCCUUCCUCCCAACAGCAUUUCAGGCUGCUCUGAAUAAAUGCCUUCCAGCUGGCGAUUCUGAGUAUUGGAACCGUUUGUUCUGGCAAUAAUCAUUUGGUAUUCAGCACUCCUUCUCCUUAGAACACUCAGUGAGUGAGUCCGUGGUCUGCUGUGUACAGGCCCCGCAGCUCAGAGGGAGUGCCGGGUGUCUGUGCUCAACAGGGGAACGUUUAGGAUUUUAUGAUACCAAUUUUGGCAUCAAAUAAUCCGUUCUUUCUUCACUGAUUUGAAGAAACAGAGUUUUGAAUACAUCUGUCAAAUUCCUAAAAUGAAUCCUGCAACUGAUUUCACAGUGUAAAUAAUCACUUUAAACUGUUGGAAACAAUUAGAACAUCAACAAAUCAGAUUUUCCAACUCUUCAGUCUUUAUUCCACAUAGGUAGAGUAUAUUAAAUUUGUUACCAUUCCAGUAGGCUUGCCAGAUAUGUACAGAUCCGUCCUGUAACUCCUACUCACACACAGCUUGUUUACCUACCCCCAGUGCUGGUACAGCCUCCCAGGCCUUGCUGACUGGCUGCCAGCCACUGUUGGGGGAGAGAAAGCACAGCCAUUGGUGCAUAAUACCGCUGUGGUUUGGAAAAGAGAGGUGCACACACAUUGACCCUUGGCUAUUAAUUUUGCUGGGGUCUUGUUGAAAGAAAUCGUGUUCCUGGCAUUGGGCUGAGUACUUUGCCUUCCAAGUCUUGUCACAUGGUGGUUACUUGGUUGAAGCAGUAGCAAGUGUCCCUUUCCCUACCCCACCCCACAUCUGCGAAGGCAGACCUGAUUCACAUUAGCCAGCUCUCCGUGUCAGUCACUGAUCUUUGUUCUCAUGUUGUUUGUCCCAACAGUAGGGAUGGCAUAGGGCCUGCCAAGUUGAAUAACCUUUUAAAGAAAGUUAAACUCUUUUGGGUUAUUUGACUGGGCAGCACAGUGGCUCAAAAUGUGAAAGAACUAAGAGGUCGGGAAGAACUUCCCUUCCCUACUACCCAGCUCUCCCAGGGGCAGCCCCCCAGGCCAGGCUGUGGUACACGUGCCAGCCUGUUGCCCAGUGGAAGAACCUGGCCCAUUCUUCCAAAAACCAGACAUCCUUUUGAUUUGCUGCCCAUCCACAGCAGGUCAUUGGUAUUAGAAUCACUGUGGGGCCAACCUGGGACUUCUCUGUGAAGACUGCAGAGUUUCAAAAAGAGCCCUCGCAACCGGGGAUUUGCUGGCAACACUUUCUGCUCUUGGGUCUCUGGCGGUGAGAGGGUUUUUCUUGUCAACACCAGACCCCUCAGUGAGUGACUUGUUCAGAGCCACAUCCUCACAGGACAUUCCCAGGGCAUGCCCCUCAGUCAGCCAAACUUACUUUGUCUCACAUCUGACUCCUCACUGUCUGCACUGACCUUCCUCCUCCACUAGUAGAGUCACGGAUCUCUGUUACCCCGACUUGAAAUUCAGCAGUCCUGUGUCUCUCCUCCCGCCUCCUCACUCAGUCCAGGCAACAGGUUGUAACCAGUGUUACCGGGAUCCCUUACGUGUUGUUCUUGCGGGUCUCAGACUUUACCAGUUCAGGACUGAUGCCUGCACUAUUGUUGUUGCCAGUUGCCAUCGAGUUGGCUCCAACUCCUGGCGACCCCAUGCACAAGGGCAUAAAACACUGCCCGAUUCCCCACUACCCCGUGAUCAUUAGUAGGCUGGAGUCCACUGUUGUGGCCACUCUGUAUUCUGAGCACCUUCCAGCCUCGGGGGUUCGCCUUCCAGCACUGUACUGGACAGUGUUCUCUUGUGAUCCAUGGGGUUCUCAUUGGCCGGUUUGCAGAAGUGGAUCGACAAGCCUUUCUUCCUUGUCUGUCUGCAUCGGAAACUCUGCUGAAGCCUGCCCACUGUGGGGGACCCUGCUGGUUGUUGAAAUACUCGGGGCAGAGCUUCCAGCAUCACAACAGCAUGCAAGCUGCCCAGUACAGCAGCCUGACAGAGGGAACAGCGGAUCACUAUUGUAAGUCAUUCUCACUGAGCUCCCUCCUGCGGGGGCCCUCAGCCGCUUCUACUCCAUCUGUCCUUUGUAUCUUCCAGCAGUUCUGGUUUAUUUGCUGUGAAAUCAUCUUAUGAAUUAUAGAAAAAACUUGAUCAAUUCCAGCCCCUUUUUCAGAUCUCUUAAACGGGGUCCUUUACAGCAUUCUCUCUUACCCAGCCCCUCCCCCUGCUUGGUGCCCCUGUGCCCUCAUUCUCGGCUCUUGCUAUUUCCAGCCCCUGAAGUGUGCUCUUUCUCUGUCUUCCCUCCCUCCUCUCUACCUAUUUGAGUCUUCUUCUCCUAAAAUCCCUUUCAGAGUUUGCCCAGCUGGAAGUGACCCAGGCGUGUAUUUGUUGUAGGAAUCACAGAAAUGUGUACGUGUUAAGAAUGAAAUUCACCUUCAGUCUCAUCAUACAGAUAAACAGCCACUGUGUAAGUAUCGAUGUGUCUGUCCUAUGCGUGGUGCUACCUGUGGCUGUCUGUAGUAGCAACCAUGCAGAGUCUGAUAGUUGGCCUUUUUAUGCUGUCAGAAGCAUUUGCCUGUGCCAGUAAAGUUCUUCGUGGACAUUAGUUCAGACUUUUCAAAAUUAUGUAAAUAACAGAUGAAAAUAUCAGGUACUCACUGUAGAAGCGCCAAAAAGAAAUCACCUUAAUCCUGCCCCUCAGGUAAUCCCUGCUAACGUUUGGAUGUGUAUCCUUUUUACACAUACCACGCAUCCCUGCAGUGUGCAGGCUACUGUUUAUAAUCUGUGGUUUUUUGCCUUACGGAUAUAUCCUAAACAGUUCUCAGAUCUUUAAACAUUCUAACCCAGUGUCAUUUUUCAUGGUCGUGUGUUCCUUCCUUGCAUGGCUAUACUUGAGCUUGUUGAACUAACCAGGCAUUUCCACCGUUGUAAGUUUUUGCUGUUGUAAGCAAUGCUGCAGGAAAUACCUGGUAAAAAAAACUUUUCCUGCAUGCCUGUGAUAUCCUUAAAUAAGCUCCUAGUGUAGAACUGCUGACUUAGGAAGGGGGGGUGUGCUUUGUUCAGAUUUUCGAUACAGAUACUAUCUUUCCUUCCCACAGUAAGUUUGUAGCUACCAUAACUGUAUGAGAGUGUCUGUCCUUGGGGCUCCUUCCCCCUCAAAGUAAUACUGAAUAUUCGAGUUUCUUGAUCUAGGAGAGGCAUUAUAGCCUAGUGGUUACGAGCACAGACUCUGGAAUUGGGCUGGCUGGUUCACUGCUCAUUCGCCUCGUUUUCCUCAUCUGAACAUUGGGACUGAUAAUAGUGUCCACCUCCGAGGGUUGUUCUGACGGCAUUUAUCAUGUCUUUUCUAAAGGAACUGUGUUUUAGAGUAACCAAAUAGGUGGGGGAAGUUUCUCUUUAUAGAAAUAAAUGGUGACGGGGUGAUAGAAUAUUAAUAUUUUAUAACCCCCAAUGAAUUAAUAAAACAAGGCUAUAAUCGUCAGUGCUGCUAACGUAACAGAGACAACCAGAUAUUGUGUAUCUCCUGAUGGAAGUGUACAACCCUACCUGUGACAGAGUAGUCCUGUCAAACCACAGCCAAGCCUGACAAAGACUUUAGUCUAAGUACCAGUUUACAGGAAAUCCAAAGGACAGAGGAACACACUGAAAAAGAUCAAAAGAUCACAGGGCAAAUUGAGGCGGGGGGGAGGGAGAGAGAAAGGGGGAGAGAGAGGCAGAGGGAGAGAGGUGGAGGGGAAAGCCUAUCAAUUAAAAGACUUAAAGCACCUUAACGCUUUCUAGGCCUUAUUUGGAUGCUAAUUCAAUCAAAUUGCUAUAAAGAGAAAAAAAUGGAAAUUACUGGGUAAAUUUGAGUACAGUGUAUUUAAUAUAAAGGGGUUGUGAAUUUUUCAGGUGUGUGAUAAUGUGUAAAACCAAAUCCAAACCAUUGCUUUCCAGUUGACUCCAACUCACAGUGACCUUAUAGGACUGAGUAGAAUCUUUACAGGAGCAGACUGUCGCAUCUUUCUUCCACAGAGCACCUGAUGGGCUCAAACUGCCAACCUUUCAGUUACCAGCUGAGUGCUUAACCAUUGUGCCACCAGGGCUUCCUGAUAAUGGUAGAGGAGUAUUUAAAAGUCCCUAUACAAAACCCGGAAACCCUGGUGGUUAAGAGCCACUGCUGUUAACCAAAAGGUCAGCAGUUCAGAUCCACCAGGCACUCUUGAAAACCCUGUGGGGCAGUUCUACUUUGUCCUAUAGGUUUGUUAUGAGUAAGAAUUGACUCGAUGGAAACAGUUUUUUUUUUUUUAAAUACAAAACCUACCAGCCACUCUAGUCUUGGAAACCCCAUAUGACAUUUCUGUUAUAUUGUAUAGGGUUGCUAUGAGUUGGAAUUGACUUGAUGGCAGUGGGUUUGGUUUUUGUUUUUUUGGUUUAUAGAAAAAGCAAGGGAAAAAGUUGAUAAAUUGAGUUAUAUUAAAAUUAAGAACUGCUGUUACCACACUGCUAUUAAGAGAGUGGAACGGAGGGCCAUAGACAGCAAGAAGAUAUUUACAAAUUAUAUAUAUAUAUACAUAUAUAUAUAUAUGAUAUGUAUAAAAAGAUAAUAUAUGAAUCAUAUCUAGAAUCUAUAAAGAAUUUAUACAAAAUAUACAAAAAAAGACAACUCAGUAGAAAAAUGGGCACUUCAGAUCAUCAAUAAACAUAUGAGAAGGUGCCUGCCAUCAUUAGUCAUCAGGGAAAUGCAAAUUAAAAUCCACAAGAAGAUACCAUCAUUCAUCCACCAGAGUGGCUAAAAUUAAAAAACUGAAAAUACUAAAGGUUGGCAAGGAUGUGGAGAAACGAAACUUUCAGAUACUGCUUGUAGGAGUAUAAAUUGGUACAAUCACUGUGGAAAACUCUUGACAGUAUUUACUGAAGCUAAAUAUAUACAAAACCUUGUCAUCUGGUAGUUCCAUUCCUGGGUAAUUACCCAAUAGAAUUCUGUAUAUAUGUUUAUGAAAAGAUAUGUUCUAGAGUGUUCAGAGUAGUGUUCUUUGUAGUAGCCCCAAACUAUAAACAACCCAAGUGUUUAUCAACAGUAGAAUAGAUAAAAGUGUGUAAUAUUCCUACAUUGGAAUUCUAUACAGCAGUAAAAAGGAAUGAAUUAUUGCCACAUGCAGUAAUCUUUGAUGAAUCUCACAAACAUACAUUGUACAAAACAAGUCAGGCAGGAGAGUACAUACGCGUGAUUCCAUUUAUAUGAAGUUCAAGAGCUGGAAAAACGAACCUAUGGUGUUAUAAGUUGGGACAAUUGUUUACUUUGAAAAUGGGGUGGGAAUUGGGGGGCUUCUGGAGUACUGGUAAUGUUCUUUAUUUGGGAACUGGUUAUUUGUGAAGAUGCAUGGUGGCUGAAAACUUAAGAUAUGUGCACUUUUGUGUGUGUGUAUAUAUUAUACCUCGGUAAAAAGUUUAUUAAAACAAAGGGUCCAUGUCUUUUAGAGAUACAUUCUGAAAUAUUUAUAGAUGAAAUAGUAUGAUGUCUGGGAUUUGCUUCAAUUAACUGGGGUGGUGGAAGUGGGUGGAGUAUAAGGGAAAUGUGACUGAGUUAAAAAAAAAUUUUUUGUUGUUGUUGGGAAUAUACACAGCAAAACACACACCAAUUCAACAGUUUCUAUACGUACAAUUCAGUGACAGUGAUUACAUUUUUCGAGUUGUGCAACAGUUCUCACCCUCCUUUUCUGAGUUGUUCCUCACCCAUUAACAUAAACUCACUGCCCCGUAAGGUUUCUGUCUAAUCUCUCACGUUGCUGUUGUCAAUUUGAUCUCAUGUAGAUAAAUCUUAAAAGAGCUUAGUGCUAAGGCAGGUGUAUUUUACUAAACCCAACCGACUGCCAUCGAGUCGAUUCCGACGCAUAGUGACCCUAUAGGACAGAGUAGAACUGCACCAGAGUUUCCAAGGAGUGCCUGGCAGAUUCGAACUGCUGACCUCUUGGUUAGCAGCCGUAGCCCUUAACCACUAUGCUACCAGGAUUUCCUUUUUACUAGUUAAGCUAAACUAUUGUUUGGUUUUGAAGAAAACUUCAGGAGUUUUUUUUUUUUUAAACAGACCAAAGUUUAUUAGUGGUCACCAGGGGCGGGAGGGAGGUGGGAAGGAGGACCAACCGCAAUGGAAAAAUCGCAUUGAUCAAGGGUAGGGCUGCACAGCCAACCGCUGCGAUUGAUGUCAACAAGUUGUACACCUGCAAAAAGCCAAAUUGGCAAAAGUUGCAUGACAGACACACUCACAACAACAACCAAAAAAGAAAAAAAAAAGGGAGCUGCUGAGACUGCCCAUGCACAACCAUAAACCUCAUGAGACUUGGUUGCCUAGACUGGAGGUCCAGGGCCAUUGCCUCAUAACACAGCCCAGUCAGCUGGCCUAACAAGUCUGAUGCCUCUGCUCUACCUCCUAGUUCGUUGCAUAGUGCCUGGGAUCCUAAAAAGUCUGCAAGUGGCCAUCCAAGGGAUGACCAAAACAAAACAAAAAAACCCUAUUGCUGUGGAGUGGAUUCUGAUUCACAGCGACCCUGUAGGACAGAGUAGAACUGCCUCAUAGAAUUUCCAAGGCCAUAAUCUUUAUGGAAGCAGACUGCCACAUCUUCCUCCCAUGGAGUGGCUGGUGAGUUCAAAAUGCUGACGUUUUGGUUAGCAGUGGAGCGCUUAACUGUGCCAUCAGGGCUCCUUUGAGGCAUGACAGUUCGUGUCUGUUUUCUUCACGAGGGGACACUGGGUUAGUUGCAUUGAAGCUUUCUUCAACAUCAGGAAGCCCAGCAUAGAUAUUAAAAUACUUUAAAUACAUCACUUUUAACCUUUUCAUUAGCUUUCAUUACCUUUUUUGUCUCUACGUUAGUUAAAUGAAUCUUUGUUGUUCCUGCAAGGCUUUCACUUUUAAAAAAUGCUUGAAGCAGCCUCUGUUUUUCCUCCACAGUCGGGAUCAGAGCAACAAGCUGCUCUGGAGUCAGAUCCCUAAACUGCUCUGCUAGCACAUCCAUCCUGCCAGUGCUGCUUAUGGGAGAAAAGGGCAACAGACAGAAUCCUCACACCUGUCUUUGCUGCCCCAGGCAAACUGCUGGAGGAUGUUUUUGAUUUAAGGUUUAAAAAUUACCUUAGGGCAACAGUUACAGUGGUCAUCCAACCUCCAUGGCUCUGGAAAGUCUAGAGUCCCUGAGAAUCUGAAGUUCUGCUCUACAUUUUCCCUCUUUUGAUUAGGGUUCUUCUAUAGAAUCUUUGAUCAAAACGUUCAGUAACGGUAGCUGGGCACCGUCUUCAGGUAUCACGGCCAAGGAGGCAGUGUUCGUGGAGGCCAUUAGCCACACAUUCCAUUUGACUAUGAGUUAAUCAUUAUUGAAGCUAGGUUACUGGGCACAUAAGGGUUAAUUAUACUAAUUGUUCUACUUUGGCGUAUUUUUCAUAACAAAAAGCUAAAACAAUUCCCCCCGCACCCCCAGAGGUCUAAUUUGCCUAUUUAUUUCAUCCUCAGGAGAGACAGCACAGCCCUAUCUAGUCAGUCACUGUACUGGCUCACAGUCCAGCAUCGAAUGGUGGGUUCCAGCAGUCUCAUCGGUCUGGUGGCUGUGAACUAAAGGGAGGUUACUUGUCAUCCCUCUCAGAGAUGGAGGCAGUAUAAUCAAAGUAACCUUUCCCAUUCAGAGAAAGGAAUGAUAGGAAAGACACAGCAGGAUUUUGACCCAUCUCUCUCCUUUGUGGGAAUUUGAGACCUCCUGUGGCCUUUGAUGGAGCUGUGCCCUGAUAGGUUUCACUUUAGGCUGGGCGGGUGGGGAACAUAAUGAGAGUGCCAUUCUAGGGGCCAGUAUUUACAUUGGAAGCUUAAAUUAACUCAGAGGGUCUAUUUGUUUUAUUUAAAUAUACACCUUCUAGUGUGUAGACUGGUGUAUGGCCAGGCUGACUGUGGAUGGGCCCAGGAGUGGAGUGCAGACCUUUAGUUUCCCUUGUAAUCCCUAGAUCUUGCUCUCACCCACCAUCCCAUAUGUCAAGUCUCAGCCCAUAACUUCUCCAGGGUCUCAGAGAGCAGAGGGCUCCCACUUCCCCUAGAGACUUCUCAAAGUAUAUAGUUGGGUAUAUUUCUUCUGUUUUGUUUCAUUCAUUUUAGUUCUUCAGUCCACUUUGUCCUCCAGGAAUUCGUUGAAAUCUGAGAUGCAUUGAUGAUCCCUGUCCCUGCCUUUUCUAAGACCAUGGUUUUGUCCCUUAUUGUACAUGUUGACAUUCAUUUCAGUGGGAUGUUGGAGUCAAAGACAUGGGCUCCUCCUGCUUUCUUCAAUGGGAGGUUUUGAGUUUUGAGAGACUGAGCUGGUAUUACAACACAGAAGCAAUAGUUGCAACACUUGUGCUUUGCCUGUCUGUGGUGAAGGAAUAAAAAUAGUACCUCUUGGUUGGCUGUGGGCCCUCAGUCUGACAGAGCUGUUCGUCCUGUGUUGAGAUGCUUCAAAGCUUUAUUAAAAAUGUUUGGAUCACCACGAAGCCCUGCUACACCCAAGUUUACCAGGAGAUUUGGGUUGGAGUGGGUUUGAUGGGUUUCAUCGUUUAUAAGGUCAAGAGUACUGAUAAAAGAAGCAAAAUUUUGAAAACCUUGAGUCCUGUACCUGUCCACGGUCACCACUGAAAACUUCCGAGUCCUGUACCUGUCCACGGUCACCACUGAAAACUUCCGAGUCCUGUACCUGUCCACGGUCACCAUUAAGUAGCUUCACUUGGAGUGCCCAUUAGAUGAGACAUCAGUUUGGCUGUAAAUUUAGGCAAGCAAUGUUAGGGACAGGGAACAUGGCUGUCCACUUGCACUGUUUACUUGGUGGCAUGAAUAAAUGUGCGUGAGAUUGGGGGAAGAAUGGUUCUUUUUGAUUAGUUGAUGACGGUAAAAAUGGCACCGACUGUAAAAAUGGCAUGGUGGCAGCGUCAGACCUCCUCUCACUUCACGAGGGGGAGAGAGAAUCGCCAUCAGCAUCAGCCCAAGGCUGAUUUCCUGUGAAGUGGAGGUCAGACAUACCUCAUCUCCAACCUUUUUACCAGUUCUGACACUGGCUGUCCCUCCCACUGCACUCUCUACUUCUCUGCUGGGUUCCAUAGUUCCUUGAAAUGGCCACACACAACUCACAGACCAUACUUAAAAUUAUCGGUUUAUUAGGGAGGUAACAGGUUACAAUUCAGGAUCAGGAAUGACUCAGGAUACAAUUCUUUGGUCAGGACAAUUUCUUGGAUGUGCCCACAGGCAGGCCUGUCCCUGGCCCUCAGCCUCUUGGCCCUUUGGGCUUUUUGGGCCUCUUGGGCCAGCCCGACCUCUGCCCUACUCAUGUGUUAGUUACAAAGCUCUUUACCGAUAAGUGCUCAGAGGCAUCCCACUCUACCAGUAAGCCUUAGCUCAAAGGUGCUCAGCCCUUUAGCUCCAUGGGCCAGCUAGCCUAGCUCUGCCAAGUGCUUGGAGGCCCCCCACUUCACCAGGAAGCCUACUGCCCUAAGGCAGUCAGCUUUCUCGCUCCAUGGUAGCCCACUCUGCCAUUUUCUGCUGGUCACCUGGUUCUCCUGCCUAUGCUGCUUCUCUUUCUUGGCCACUGCUUCUACCCAGCCCUCACUGUCUCUGAUGUUACAGCUCUUUCUCUGUCUUGGGGGUCUAGAAGGUUCUCAGCACCGGGAUUCUGGGUCCAAAGGAAGUGCUCUACUCCUGUCUCUUCUUUUUGGUAGUGAGUCCCCUCCCCUCCCACCCCUAGUUUUUGGGAUGGCUUGUUUUAAGCCUAACUGGAUGGCAAAACUGAUGGAUUCCCACAUUAGGGUUCCAUACACUUUAUUUGCAUGGUCCCACCCCCACAAGGGUGCCAGGCACCAUAUUUACAUUCUUAACAAGCUAUCUAAAUCCCUCUAGUGGGCCAUAAGCACAUCAUUUGCGUAGUUCCUCCCAGCCAUUUGGUGGGAAUUGCAAGAAAGACCAUAUAAAAGCAAUUUCUUGUACCACGGUUACACUGACUGAUUCUAGGCCUCUGCUCUUGGCAUUCAGAAGGAUAGGGGCUGAUGAGUGACCCUGCGUUUGAUUGGAGAUGGGCGAUGGGGGAGAGAGUAAUCAAGGUAGAAGACCAGUAAAAGAUCCAAGAGAGUGUUGUGUGCUAUGAUAAUAUGUAACAGGCAAGUUUUGAGAAGAAAGAAGUCAGUGUCAAAUGCUGUGGAGAUGUCAGGUAGGAUAAGUAGUAGACUUGGUUUACGCUAUCUACAUGUACCAGUGUUUUCCCCAGUGGUCCAAUAAUUAUUAUGGAAGAGAUUAUGUUCUCAGGUGAUGGGACCUACAUUUUUUUGAACAGUGAGCCUUUAUACAUAUGUUUGCCAUUUUAUGGACUUCUCUGAGCUUUUAGUUUUUAGUCUCUAUUUAUGAAAAAAAAACUAGCACUAUGUGUUUAUAACUUGUUUCUUUAAACAUUAUAGCAAAAUGUCAGGUUUCUAUACCAGAGUAAUUUCUGCCCUGCUUCAGCUGCAAGUGACUGAAAACCAAAAAUAAUAGUGACUUAAACAAGAUAGCAGUACAUUUCUGUCUCAUGUAAAAGAAGUCUGGAGAUUGGCAUUUCAGAGGCUUCACAGUGUUAAGGAUUCAAGUUCUUUCUAUCUUGCUGUUCACCAUCCUGAAAAUGUGGCUUCCAUUUCUGGUCCAGGAUGGCUGCUGAAAUUCCAGCCAUUACAUCCGGAUUUCAGUCAGCAGGAAGGAAGAAAGGAAAAAAGAAGAGGUCUGCUUCCUGUCUUUAAGGACACGUUCCUAGAAAACAUACUAUUUCUGCUUACAUCCCAUUGGCCAAAAUUCAGUUACUUAUCCUUGCCUAGCUGCAAGAGAAGCUGGGAAAUGUCUUUUCUGGUUGGCCAUGUGCCUGGCUGAGCAUUGGGGUUCCUUAUUACACUGGAGGAAAAGGAGAAUAGAUGCUGGGGGACAAGCAGCAGUCUCUGAGAAUUUCCAAAGACCUGAAGAUACCAUGGAAACAAUUGACAGGACAGCUAAAAAACAAUAAGGAAACGCUGGAGAAGAGAAGGGUGAGAGUAGCCAAGGUCACUCAUGGUUGCCAGGGUCUUCGCUAGUGAUGGAAGCAGCUGGUUCCUUGACAGCGAGACAGAAAGAAAAGGGGAACUGUUUUGCAAGUUUGGGGAUGGGAAACGGGGCCGGGUGCAGGCACAGGCAGCUGUCUGGCUCCUGCAUGGUGGAGCCCCGAGAGUACAGGCCUGAGGGUCUUUUAAUAUAUGGUACAUUGUACUUUCACAGAUGUUUGGUAAACAAAGGAAUAACUAUGUAGAAAACCAUCCCAGUAGCUCCCAAGUAUGUCCAGCCCCACUUUUCUAAAAGUAGAGGAAAAACCAGGUUCCUCAGCUUCAGGUCCCUCAUCAUCUGAUUUGUUUAUCUUGAUCUCUCUCUCUUUCGGUCUUUGACAGAGUAGUAAUUGUUAUCUAAGAUGGUAAUUUUGAAUUCUUAUGAAAUGGUGUGGAAAUGCCCUGUUGAAGAUAGCCAGAAAUGGUGCUGCUUUUAACAAGAUUACUUUGAAUACAAGUUAUCAUUGCACAUGCAUAUUGCCCCAGAAAUGUAUGUUUCCUAAACAUUGAAAAAGUAACUUGCUAAAGGCGCACAGGUAACUGGCAGGGCCUGGACUGAAACCCAGGCAUCCUGCAGCCUGUACAACCUAAGGAGGUUAGGAUUUUCUCUCUCCAUGUGACAGUUCUUUCUCGGGAAAUGAACCAGUUAUUAAUAAAUACAGUUUGGUAACCAUCGCUGUUGAGUUGAUUCCAACUCAUAGCAACCCAAUAGGGCAGAGUAGAACUGCGCCACAGGGUUUCCAAGGAGCGCCUGGUGGAUUCGAACUGCCGACCUUUUGGUUAACACCUGAACUCAGCCACUGCACCACCAGGGCUCCUCAUAGUUUGGAAGGCUCUUCAAAAUAAGAGGUUUUUGGUGGAAAAAUGUUGAAAUGCAGGUCUAGACCAGUCCCAUUUUGUUAUACAUGGAAACUGAGGCCCAAGGAGACUGGCUCGCUGACAGUUUUGAUUGCGCCUGGUCCUUUUUUUCCAUGGACUGAACUCCAAAGACAUAGAUCAUGUGUUUUCUCCAUUUCCUCUGACUGUUGGUUUAUAGUGUCCCCAUCCUGCUUCAAGUAUGAGGAUAGCUCAUAGAUGUCCAGGGAACCCCCUUCCCUGCUGAUCUUUUUACUACUUUGAAUAGAAUCUUCUCUUCCUGUCUGGUCUGUGCCAUGCUUGGGCUGACAUCUCUCCCUGCCUAUAUUUAGGAGAGCAAGAACCAUGUGAGCUUUGUUUUCUCACAGGGAUGUCAGCCAAGUGCUGAGAUUUUUCUAGAAUCGUUGCCACUUCUACCUCUUAUCUUUCCACCGAAUUCACUGUACAGAGAAUUUUCAAUUUGCACCUGGUGGUCCCUUAGAAAUUUCCCACUUGCGUAGCUAUUUUGAGAACUUCUGACCAAGAAUCAUUUCUUGCAGUAAUAGCAGCCUCUCCUAGGGACUUUUCAUCAGACAAGUGUCAGUGUCAUGGUGUUGUUCAGGAGGGUCCUGCGUGAGGCCAGGGAGCAGUAGUUAGACACAGCUUGUUUCCUGGACGUCUAGGAAGAGUUAUCUCGAUUAAUGGAUUUGGGGUUCUAACACAAGACCCGUACGUUUCUUAUUGGUCUUAAAAUAUCCAAAACACUAAUACGAGUCAGUGUUUGAGAAUUGAAGAAACAAAGACUUUAUGUCCGAGGGAUCAAAAAAAAAAGGAUUGAAAACCAUGGUUAUUUAAGCAUCCUUCAGGGCCCAGGAUGUCCAGCCUUCAUUUGAUCACUAAUCCCUCUUUAGCUUUGAUAAGGUGUGUGGUUGUGGAAGACACCCUGGCCUUGUACAUCUCAUGUUCCCUCAUACAUUCAUUUGUGUGUGA